Rosa rugosa (rugosa rose) is the source of this 861-nucleotide messenger RNA. RefSeq lists its product as uncharacterized. The coding region runs from base 221 to 748 and encodes 175 amino acids. Gene Ontology annotation, molecular function: nucleic acid binding; ATP binding. The record is from RefSeq and is a predicted model, not a curated record. NCBI's taxonomy places the organism in Eukaryota, Viridiplantae, Streptophyta, Magnoliopsida, Rosales, Rosaceae. The transcript has 4 exons.
UUAGACUUAUUGAUCAGAAUGGCCGACGAGGAAGAAAAGACGACGUCGUUUAAGAGUUUGGGUCUAUGCGAUGAACUGGUGAAGGCUGUUGACAAACUGAAACUGAAAUGGACAUCCCCUAGAUUCAAGUGGAGACCAUUCCUCACGCCCUUGCAGGCAGGUGUUCCUCACGCUGGCUCAUUCAUCUCGUUGCUUUUUCUUACGUCUCGAAUUAACUCUGAUGUCUUUAUCAGGAAAAGACUUGAUCGCACUUGCCCAAACGGGUAGGGGUAAAACCGGAGACUUUGCUCUUCCUAUACUGCAAGCUCUGAUAGAUUCUCCCCAAAAAGCCUUUUUUGCUUUGGAUCUCUCCCCAACAAAGGAGAUUGCCGUUCAGAUCAGAGACCACUUUGACGCCCUCGGGAAAGACAUUGGUGCCAAAUCUACUUCGCUUAUUGGAGGACUGAACAUGGGGCAAGAAUCUAGGGUUCUUGCAACGCGACCACACGUCAUUCACUGUACGUGGGCGGUGGUGCCUUUCAAUAAUUCAAAUGUUAUCUCAAGGCGGACACAUAAUCUCCCCACUCGCAUUGUCGUUUUGAUCGUCUCCAAUAUUCUACAAAACAGUCCAACACCGCCCCCGGCCUCCGGCGACGAUUCCGGCGAUCCAUCCGAGUCUCCGAUCUUCCCAGGUUCGUACAAUCUCACCAAGAAGUGUACAAUAGCUGGUGGAAUUCAUGGAGGCUUGCAGUUGCAAAUCAGAGAUUGAAUGCACUAGGCAUCAGCAGAUCAGAGAUCAAGGUUGAUGGCGACGACAGAGAGGUUAGACAAGACCAGUGAUAGAGUUAAGAACAGUAGAAUAACCAUGCUGGAAACAGAAGA